GGGUCAGACUAUUUACGCAACGUCACAUCCUGGUGUUCCGCCGCAACCGAGAAGAACAGAAAACGUAUAUCUAGCGUGUCGCCCUGACAGACAUAAGGUGUGUGGUAACCUAUCACCCUGUUUCUGUUUGCCAACGCUUCCGGUCUUCUGCAACGUAAUUGUUUUUGUUGUCUUCUCUCUCCUUGUCACCACACUUCUCCGCACAUACUCGUACAAACGGAGUAAACGUAUUUAAUUCCUAUUUUGACGCUACAAACCCUUUUUCUUUUCUUCUUUCUUUCACCUGUUCCCACAUCAUGCGUCGUCGCAACAUCCUUGUGGACGCCCUGCAGGCGGCGGUCUUUCCGGACAUGGAAUUCGUGCUGCUGCGCUGCCCCAAAUUCUAUGCGAAGGAAAACCUAGAAACCGUCUUCCCCGACGCCGCACAGGCCACAACCGCCCUGUCCGGUGGUGCACCGCACGAUUCAAAUUACUAUCUGCUUUACACCUUCCAGCCGUCCGACUAUGUCAUGCAGAAGCCCGGCGACGAGGACGAGGCGGCGCUGUCGCUCGACGGCGACUCACAGGACCUGAGCAACGACGACGACGACGUCGCGUCGACCGCGGUGAGCUCGCCUGCUGGCAAGGCCGCGGAGGACGACUUCUCGGAGUUGAUUCAGUACACACCGGCGUCCGUCGAGUGGAAGGACCGCAGUCGCGAGCGCUUUUUUCACUUCAUGAAGGCUGCGAGGGAGCGCAUUCGCGAGCGUCUGAACGCAUCUGCCGGAGACGUGCCGGCGGCGCUGUUUAUGGACUGGCCAGAUCCCGCCACCGGGCUGCCGGUGAAGUCGAAGCGUGGUGCCUCCACCUUCAACGACGCCGACACGAUCCAGCAGUUCUUCUCGUACAGCAGCGUGCUGAUUGCCGGCCCUGGUGGCGGUUGCCGCAUGAUUGAGCAUCCGCGCUUUGGCCUCAACGUGUACCCGGCAGCGGGUGUCAUUGUAGUGCCGCGAUGCGAAGAAGCGGUGCUGUGCGACGCCGUGCGCAGUCUGUCUCCCUGA
Molecule: messenger RNA, 1040 nt
Organism: Leptomonas pyrrhocoris
Lineage: Eukaryota; Euglenozoa; Kinetoplastea; Trypanosomatida; Trypanosomatidae
Exons: 1
Coding region: 297-1040 (247 amino acids)
Source: RefSeq, a predicted model, not a curated record